This is a messenger RNA of Clarias gariepinus (North African catfish), 3059 nucleotides long. It is a transcript of the gene ccn4a, whose product is annotated as cellular communication network factor 4a. Lineage: Eukaryota; Metazoa; Chordata; Actinopteri; Siluriformes; Clariidae. Gene Ontology annotation, cellular component: extracellular matrix; extracellular region. The transcript is spliced from 5 exons. The record is from RefSeq and is a predicted model, not a curated record. Gene Ontology annotation, biological process: cell adhesion; signal transduction. Bases 276 to 1355 code for a protein of 359 amino acids. Gene Ontology annotation, molecular function: heparin binding; integrin binding.
UUCGCGCGCGUGCUCGUCAGCUCGUGCGUCCGCGUGCGUCCUCAGCGCUGAAAAGUUUAUGAUGGAAAGGAGAAAAAGAAACGGAGGAAAACUCCACGCGCCUUGCCAGCGCUGACGUCACUGAGGUGUUCAAAACCAAAUGCACGAGUCUGUCUGCGAGAGUCAGGAUCCACCGGCAGCCUGAAGGAAAGAAGGAAGGAAGCUUGUGCCUGGACACCCUGUUUAAAAUCAAGGUUUAAUUCUGGAUUCAAUGCAUUUACCACUUGGGUUCAGUAAUGAGCUGGCUCCUCACCUGGGUCCUGCUUGUUGCCCGACUUCAUCAGGCUGUCUCACUGAAUUCCUCCACUGUGCCAUUCAUACCUGAGUCCACUACCCCUGAGCCAUACAACCGGACUCAGUACUGUAAGUGGCCCUGCACCUGCCCUGAGACUCCCCCGAGCUGCCCGGCUGGUGUCAGCCUCAUCAUGGAUGGCUGUGACUGCUGUAGGGCCUGUGCCAAGCAGGUGGGCGAGCAGUGUAACGAGGCAGACAGCUGUGACCACCAUCGCGGCCUCUACUGUGACUACAGCUCAGACAAGCCUAGGUACGAAAAAGGAGUGUGUGCAUAUCUACUCGGGACAGGCUGUGAGCACAAUGGUGUAAUCUAUCGUAAUGGGCAGAGUUUUCAGCCCAACUGUAAAUACCAGUGUCUGUGUGUGAACGGGGCCAUCGGGUGCGUACCGCUGUGUAACGAGUCUCAGCCUCCGAGGGUGUGGUGCCCGACGCCGCUGCGGGUCAAAAUCCCUGGGCGCUGCUGUGAGCAGUGGAUCUGUGAGGAGCCCAGAAGGGGGCGCAAAGCGACACCUCGUCAUGCCAUGGCAGCUCUGUUCAGAGGGAAAGACACUUGGCAGGAGAACUGUGUGACACAGACCUCAUCAUGGAGCCCGUGUUCCAAGACUUGUGGCCGAGGUGUAUCUUUACGCAUCACUAACGCUAACAAGCAGUGUCGAAUGGUCAAGGAGAGGCGGCUUUGCAACAUCCGGCCCUGUGAGGUGGACAUCACUAAACACAUUAAGCCUGGAAAGAAGUGCCUGAACAUCUACAGGGAAGAUGAACCGAUUAACUUCACCAUCUCAGGCUGCACUAGCAAGAAACUCUACCGGCCGAAGUACUGCGGCGUCUGCACAGAUGAGCGCUGCUGCAUCCCAUACAAGUCUAAAACGGUGCAGGUGGAGUUCCAGUGCUCGCAUGGAGCCACGGUCACUUGGCAGGUUAUGUGGAUUAAUGCCUGCUUUUGCAACCUCAGCUGCAAAAACCCCAAUGACAUCUUUGCAGAUUUGGAGCAGUACUAUGAGAAUCGAGAAAUCAUGAACUGACACACAGGCUGCUCAUCAAACUCAUUGAAGUGAGGUCGACACAAUAAAUAGGAUCAGCCAAUAAGGAAUAUAUGUAUAUUGCAAUACAUUCUGAGCAUUAGAUAUCACAUUUAAUUAUUGAAUCCCUUUUUUUUUUUGAUUGGCAUAUAAAAUGUGUUGUAUCAUAUUACAAUGAGUGUGUGAGUGUGUGUAUGUGUGUGUAUGUGUGUGCCCUGCGAUGGAUCAGCACCCUGUCCAGGGUGUACCCUGCCUCAUGCCCUAAGCUUCCUGAGAUAGACUCCAGGUCUCUGAACACAGGAUAAAGCGGUAUAGAAGAUGAGUGAGAGUGAGUGAGUGUAUCAUAUUACAGUAAUAUUUCCGUCGUUACAUCAUUUCGUUUUUUUAUGCUUUUUAAUAACUAAAAAAGAACAAACUAUAAGAUAUAAAAGAGAGUGCUUUCUUUAUAUCUUGGUUUUAAUGCCACAACUAUUUUAAAAUGAGCACAACACCACUACAAAGAACCGCUCUUGUAUAAGCAUUCACAGCAUUAUAAUUUAAUGAAGACUUAAUUAGGAUUUUUUUCCCAGUUUGUUUACACACAAUGUUAAAACCCAAAUAGUUUUAUAAUAAAAUUGAAUUAAACACAAAAGCAGGCAAUACCCGUGUAGUACGUGGCAGUGGGCACAAAUCAGAAAGACAGCAGACUCAGGUCAAGAUGGCUGCUGUGUGUUUGUUAUUGGCAGAGGUCAAUUAUUUGUUUGAUCACAAACCAUACACACUCAUGAGCUCGGCUUACUGUAUGUGUGUGUGUGUGUGUGUGAGCGAGAGAGAGAGAGAGAGAGAGAGAGAGCUUGUUAAUAAUCAUUUCCAAAUAGGUGACAGGUGUGCCAUGUUAAUUAGCUCACUCGGUAUCUACAUGUUUUUUUCUGUUCACCUGUUCUCCACAAAUUAGAUUUUUGGAAUUGGUUUUCACCAGGCCCUCGUCUAAAUUGAUGAGAUACAAUGGCAAAUAAGUCCCUUUCAGUUCAAGAUUAUCCUGUACAGGGUGACUAGGGCCUGGAACCUAUCCCAGGAGACUUUAGACCUGAGGUGGGAUUCACCCUAAACAAGGGCACAGGCACACACACUAUGGGCAAUUUGGGAAUGCCCACAUGUCUUUGGACUGUGGGAAGAACAUGCAAACUCCAUACAAAUAGACGUGGGAUUACUAAGGUGGGAAUUAAACCCUCAAACCUGGAGGUGUGAGAUUACAAUGCUAACCACUACGUCACCGCGCCACCAGUUCCAGGUUAUAACAAUAUAAAAUGUGGACAUACAAGAUAUGCUCCAAAUUCUUGAGGUUUUUGUCUACUAAGAAUAUGUAUGACUGUACAACAUUCCGCCCGUACAAAAAUACCAGCUCAUUGAAAGCUCAAUGUUGUCAUGACAUGUGUCAUGACAUGUUCAUGUUUAAGGUAUGUAUACGUCUGACCACAAAUCUAUAUCUUAUGUGUUAACCAUCUUUUAUCACCAUAUGUAAGCAGUUAUGGAUAAAUAGAGGUGCUUUAGUCAUACAAAAACAGUCAGAGGGGUUGUUUUUGUUUUCCUUGUUCUUUUUUAAUAAAUACAACUCUUAUUCCAUUCAAAUUUACAGUGUGGUCUAUGUGUUGCUGUGCAUCUUUACAAAGAUUAUGUUAGCUAAAAAGACUGUAAUUGGAUUUCUCCCACAAUACUUCUAAACCACAU